Messenger RNA from Scaptodrosophila lebanonensis, 3404 nucleotides. It is a transcript of the gene SWIP, whose product is annotated as WASH complex subunit 4. NCBI's taxonomy places the organism in Eukaryota, Metazoa, Arthropoda, Insecta, Diptera, Drosophilidae. The coding region runs from base 27 to 3386 and encodes 1119 amino acids. The record is from RefSeq and is a predicted model, not a curated record. The transcript has 9 exons. Gene Ontology annotation, biological process: endosome organization; endosomal transport. Gene Ontology annotation, cellular component: endosome; WASH complex.
AAAAGAUUAAAUGAAUAAAUAAUAAAAUGAAGCAAAGUUCUCUGUCUAUGUUUGCCGAGGAUACCCUUAAAAACUUUGGCACGUUCUUAAAAGAGCAUGAUGGAAAAUUAAAUUCCCUAAGGAAACAAAUGCCUGUUAGCGACAGUUCAACAGUGCCGACAUCACUAGCCCCAGUGGUUGAAAUUACUACUAACACAGAGGAUUAUCUGGCCUUGGCACCCGGAAUGCAUGUGCAUAUGGAAGCGGAGCUAUUUUCAAAUAAAUUGCAAGCGACUUUAGCACACCUGUGCAAUCAAUGUAAAGAUUUGGCUAAAUAUGCAUGCCAGUUCCAGUUAAAAUUUCUCCUAACAGAUGCACAUAUUAAGGAUGUGAUGACAGGGUGUAGUGUCAAUAUAGCAAAUGAAUUUACCCUUUUUAAAAUGAGUUGUGCAAUCGACUUUUUUUGUCAAGUCUAUAUAUUAUUAAAACACAUUGUUAACUUGCUAGAGCAUAUGUUACACCAAAUCACAGCAUCUAUGGCAAUAUCGGAGGGUUCAAGUUCCCAUGUAUUUAGUGUUUUUGAUUCCAUGAUUGAGCUUUUGGAACAUCUCGUUAUAUUUAACGAGAUUACAGAGCAAUCGAGCUUCGCCACAAAUUGGCUUCUUUAUAAAAAAUGGCUUCAAAAGUUGGCAAAAGAUCCAAACGUAUCUUCUACAAAUUGCACCGAAUUGGAACUCAAGGGUCUACAGCAGGCUAUUGAUGAUAUUGAAGUAGUUAUCUCCGGGAAUGUGUAUCCGAUGCUAUUAAACAAACUGCUGGAGCUGAAAAAACGAUUGAAUUUAAAAGAUUUUAAUAGCAUCACGCAACAUUCCAACACUUACAUUCGCCAAAAAAUGCUUGAUAUUGAAACUAAUCAAUCCAAUGAGUAUAGAAACUAUGAAGAGCCGAAGCAUGUUGUUCGUCUAACUGCAUUAGUUUCAGUGCUUUAUGAACUAGGAAUACAAAUCGAUGGAAAAUUAAGUAAAAACAUUACUGAAUUGUUAUCCAAAUACCAACGCUUGGCGUUAUAUAUGAAUGUUAUCUGGUCUCCUAGUAUCUUCCUAUCUAAGCACUCAAAAACGUUCGCCAAAUUGCCUGAUAAAUUUCCGGACAACUCAAAACAAUAUCAUACUAUUGUUGAAAAAUUAAACAGUUGUGAUCAGAGAAGUUGUCGUCAGUUGUGUACACAGAUCGCAUUGUGGACAAUAAAUGUGCAGGGAGUAAUUAACGCGGGCGUCUUCGAUCAACUGAAACAUUUCUCAAAAUUAAUUGUAGCUGGACAAAAAUAUGCAGAUGAAGUGAACUGCCUAAUCGGCGGAUUAAUAAACCGACACGUUGCCUUAAUGAUUCCAAUAACACAAGCAACAACAUCUAUUGUUUGUAAGCUCGUGCAGCUUUUAAAAAUAAUACAGCACACAUUUGCGUCUAAUCAAUUCUGUUUUAUACGAUUUUUAAGUGCAAUUAUACAAUGGCAAAGACAUAAGAUCUUGCAACUAUUGUCAGAUGCCAAGAAAAGACUAGUUGAUGCAAAAUUACUGCAACGAAAAAUGAACAUAUUAUCAAUGUUAAAGCUAGCUGAAAAACUUUUAAGAAGCCAGCACAUAAAUAAAAAUUUGAUGAUGAUCAAUUUAAUUUUCAAUGAAUUUAUUGAGAAGGAACGUGCUAUAUCAACAGAUACGCAAAAGAGCUUUAAAACCAUUGUAGCACGGGUUAACUAUUUAAGCAAUUUUCAAAGAAAUAUUACGGCACAGUUCGAUAAUACUAGACUACUCUACAUAUAUUGGUCUCUCGCAAUAUCGCGUAAAAGUGACGUUGUGGAAAAACAAAGAAAUGCCUAUGCCUUACAAAAUAUAUUUGCAGCAACAAAUCAGCUGGAUAAAACUACAAAUAUAUUUGAAGUCUGUGAUAAAAAUAGCUCAAAAUCAACUGUAUACGAUAUGGUGAUGGAGAGCUUAUGUACUAAUCUGGAAUUAUUCCUGCGUGUAGAAGCUUUAUCACAUUUAUUUUUAAGCCAAGAGCUUCCAUUCAAUCAGACAACGAUUGACUAUCGAAACUGCAUCAGCGUCUCUCCAACUGAAAUGCAUGGGGAGUACAGCAUUUUAAAAGAUAGCCUAGAAAACUAUUUUUCUGCAACAUUCUACAACUUGACAACAAUAGCGCCUCACGAUUGGAAGUCCUACGAAAAGAUGCGCCACUUUGCCUUCAAACUCUUUCAACUGCAACCUGUCGACGAUUAUUUACCCAAUCAAAUAAUUGAUCAAGGCAUAGAUGUGCUGCAAAUAAUGCGAAAUAUUCACACAUUCGCCUCGACGUAUUCGUACAACAUGAACCUGCAGUUGUUUGUCGAGAACAACGACAAAAAUAAGUAUUUGGAUAUAAUUGGAACCCGCCAUGUCGCAAAUUCUGUGCAAACCCAUGGCACUGGUAUAAUAAAUACCACUGUCAAUUUUAUUUAUCAAUUUUUACGCCAAAAGUUUUACACAUUUUCAACGUUCUUGCAUGACGAACAUAUAAAAUCACGUCUUUUGAAGGAAUUUCGGUUUUACAACGAACAAAAAAAUAUAAAACAGCAUCAGUCUUAUCCCUACGACAGAGCCGAAAGUUUUAUUAAGAAAAUUCGUAAGCUUGGGGUGUCCAACAAUGGCGACUCCUAUAUGGAUCUAUUUAGAAAAGUCAUCACCCAUGUUGGAAAUGCCGUCGGAUAUGUGCGGUUACUACAAUCGGGCAGCAAAAACGCAAACUAUAGAAGUCGUGCCUACAUGUCCAGAUACGCCAACAAUUUCACGAACCACAGUACACAACCUCUCCACAAAACAACUGAGGAAUCAAUUAAACAAUUUGAAAAAAGUGUCGGGCAUAUGAAGGAAUGUCAUUCGGAAUCCACAAAUUACUUUAAGCUGUUAAUGCAGGCGUUUCAGCCAUUCUUUUCCAAUAAAAAUAAUUAUCAUUUGAAGAACUUUUUUCUCAUCACGCCAUCUCUAAUAAUGAACUACAUUGAUCAUCGUGUGAAGGAAAAGCUAAAUAUUUACAAAAAAGAUCAGCCAAACUGUUCGCUCUUUGAGGAUGGAUUUGCCGUUGGACUGGUUUAUAUAUUGUUUAUGCUGAAUCAGGUUGGGGAAUUCCAUGAACUAGCCUGGCACUAUACUGUUACCCAGCAACUGAACUCAGAGCGGCAAAAAGUGAGGGAAAUCUUUACUGCUGCUCACAAUACGGCGGACGCCACAAAUGCGUCAGUACAUGCGAAGGAUAAUGAAGACGAAAAGCUGAUGCAGACAGUUGCGAUAACUGAAAGGCAUAUUAAGGCAUAUGAGAGUGAAUAUAAUCAUUUGUAUGCUUCACUGAGUAGUGCUGAAAUUUUUUUUCAAUAAAUUGUUAAAUUAUUUUUG